AAGAUUGCGCCAUUUUUGGUUGAAAUUUAAGUAUACAUUAAUAAUUGAUCGAUAUGUGGGUAGAAGAAAGAAUGGCUUGAAUGACCUAAGAAUCGUUAGUUACAGUUAAGAUGGAGCUACACUAUAUUGUGUUUUUAAAGAAAGGCCUUGCAAUUUAAAUAUGUUUUUGUUUUCAAAAGUUUGCUACGUCCUUUUUGCACUAGGUCCAAAAUUGUAUUCUGUUGUGUAUAUGCAGCACAGCGCAGAAGAUUAAAAUCAACAUGUUCACUGCAGUGAGAGCCUAAACAUUUUAGGUUACUUUUCGGUUUGUUAGGCGUGUUUGGUGCUAGCUUUGCCCAGUACCACAAUACGAGGUUUGAACGCUCAUCCAGAUGGACUCCAUUUUGUCUAUGCCCUAGGCUGCAAAGUGGUGGUUCAGAAUUGGAAGACAAAACAUCAAAAAACAUUUUCUGGGCAUACAAAUGUUAUAUCAGCCAUUGAUGUUUCUCCAAAUGGCACCUGUCAUCCUGUGGAGCUUUGAGACUAGUCAGCUUGUAUCUAAAUAUGACAUCCACAAGGUUCGUGUGGAGUCAGUUGCCUUUACCUGUGACAGUAAAUGUCUGAUAUCUUUGGGUGGUCUUGAUGACAGUAACAUCAUUGUGUGGAAUAUUGAAAAAGAAGAAGUGUUGUGUGGUGUUACAGCCAGUCGUGGGACAUCAGGCAAUGCAGCGUUACUCUGCUGCACAAACUUACGUGGCCAGUGUUUUGUCACUGGUGGAGAAGGCACACUGAGAGUCUGGAAAGUCAUUGCUGACACGAAACAAGCCGAAGCAGUGGACGUUAAAUUUGGACUCAUUAAAAGACAUAUAAUAUCCAUGGUGAUUGAUGAAUUGGAUGUGUUUGCUUUCUGUGGGACAACAACAGGAGAUAUUGUGAAAAUCAAGCUGAACUAUGAUGCUGAUAUUGACGUACUGGAUCCAGCUGCUACUCCAAUUCUUCUUGGUUGUUUUGGGAAGUAUAUUGGAAAAAAGAGACUAGUGACGGGAGAAGAACCUGCCAGAUACAGUCAGGGUGUGACUGCCCUAUGCUUACUGCCUAGUGACAUGGAAGGUAGAAUUGUUGUUGGAGCUGGGGAUGGAACAGUAGAACUGGUGAAGGAACUGAAAACUGUUACCUUCCCUGAACCCAGUGCGAUCCGCAAGGUCAAGAUGCUGUCUCUCCCACAGUUACUAGUUCUGAAAUCUACCAAUGUAAAUGCUGCACCCACAUCAUUGCUACUGGUGCAGACAACAGUCUUCAUUGGCACCAUGCUGAGUGAAAUCUUCACUGUUGAUUUGGAAACAUUUGAGGUGAAGCUGCAUGUAACGUGUCACAGGCACUCCAUCUAUGACAUCGCAUUCCCACAUGAAUAUUCAGAGGUGUUUGCGACCUGCAGCAAGGAUGACAUUAGAGUCUGGAACACAGAAACUUCAUUGGAACUCCUCCGCAUUACUGUUCCCAAUUUCACGUGUACCUGCAUACAGUUUGCAUGUGAUGGAAAAUCUAUCGUUAGUGGCUGGAAUGAUGGAAAGAUCAGAGCAUUCACUCCACAGACCGGGCGCCUCAUCUAUGAGAUUCACAAUGCACACAGCAAAGGGGUCACUGCUGUUGCCAUUACAACCUGUGGUCUGCAGGUUGUUAGUGGUGGGGGUGAAGGACAGGUGCGGGUCUGGAAGAUUACACCCACAUACCAGAAACUACAGGGUAUCCUGCAGGAACACAAAAGUUCUGUGUCCUGUAUCCAGAUCUCCAGCUCAGACACAGAGGCUGUCAGUGUCAGUUUGGAUGGAUCAUGUGUAAUAUGGGACAUAGUAAAAUUGGCACGUAAGCGCAGUCUGUUUGCCAACACCCAGUUCAUGGGUGUCUGUUACCAUCCCAGUGGUGUUCAGAUAGUCACCACAGGAAGUGAUCGUAAGAUUGGGUACUGGGAAUUGUAUGAUGCUUCACUGAUAAGGGAGAUAGAAGGUUCUAGGUCCAGUGGGCUUAAUGCAGUCGACAUCACUAGAGAUGGGGAGCGCAUCGUAACAGGAGGAAAUGAUCAGUGCGUGAAGGUUUGGAAUUACCAUAAAGGUAACCCAACUCAUGUAGGUGCCGACCACGCUGGUGCCGUCACUGCCGCACGAUUUUCACCUGAUAAUCGUUAUAUUGUCAGUGUCACCUCUGAUGGAGGAAUAUUCCUAUGGAAAAGUCCAUACAUUACACUACCUUUGCAAGAGUCGUGGCAGUCUGCAAGAUGCUCCUCCAGAAGCACCCGCAGCACAUGCAGUGAGCAAGCAGAGCAGCAGGGGAAACUGGCAGCAGAGAGGGAAGUGGAAGAACAUGCUGCCAGUGCAAGAAGUGCACAAGGCAGUAAAGAUGGUGGCAUUCAUGAGACACGACUGGAGCAAUGCAUUUGCAAUGGUACAGCAAAGAGUGUUGGCACACCAGACAUUGGUGGAAUGCUAAAACGUAAUGGCAUGCCAAAGAGGGGUGGCACAACAAAAAGUAAUGGCACACCGAAGAGUGGUGGCACAACAAAAAGUAAUGGCACGCCAAACAACAGUCAGGGCACCUCAAGUGGAAAACUCUAAUCAUGAAAGCAUAUAUAUUUCAGGAU
Molecule: messenger RNA, 2614 nt
Organism: Zootermopsis nevadensis
Lineage: Eukaryota; Metazoa; Arthropoda; Insecta; Blattodea; Termopsidae
Source: RefSeq, a predicted model, not a curated record